GUGUGUGUGUGUGUGUGUGUCCGUCCCGUAUCUACAGUCUGUAUAGCUGAGUGACCUUGAUGUCAGCACUCAGCAGGAAGACACAAGAGAGGAGUGAUUAACUGCAGUGUGAAAAGGAAGAUGGAGAGAAGUGUGAAGAAUAAUGAAAUGAAUUAAGAAAACAGAAACAGGGGAAGUGUGAACGUUAAACAGGGAAAGACACACCAGAAACAAAGUGAAAGAGACGUGUUGCAGGAGAAUGAGAAGCCAAAUAAACUGUGGAGGAAAUUGGGUGGGGUGACGGAGUGACUCACCACUCAUCUGUUGUUUUUUUUCUUUUCCUUCUUCUUCCCCCUGCAGGCAAUCUGGAGGUGCAGUCAUCAAGAACAGUCUUGGGGAGGAGUUUUACAGGGAGGCCAUCGAACACUGCCGCAGCUACAACGCCCGCCUGUGUGCAGAGCGAUCCAUGCGACUCCCCUUCCUGGACUCUCAGACCGGCGUGGCCCAGAGCAACUGUUACAUCUGGAUGGAGAAAAACCACCGUGGACCAGGUCAUGCUCCCGGUCAGCUGUACACGUAUCCUGCUCGAUGCUGGAGGAAGAAGAGACGGCUAAACAUCCUGGAGGACCCUCGGCUUCUACCUAUUGAGUUUAACAUAGACUACGAGGCUUCUCUAAAGAAAGACGGCGGAAUCCCAGACGGUCCUGUGUUGGAGUCGCUGCUCGCUGGUGAAACCAUCGAUAAGAAGGUGGAAACCAAGGAAGAGGAGUCAAUGAGUGAAUGUCAGAAGUUGCUUGUUGGGGAUUUCCCUCAUGACCUGGAGGUGGACGACAUGGAGGAAGACGUGCCGAAGCGCAAGAACCGUACCAAAUCCCGGGCCUAUGGUGUUGGAGGAAUGAGAAAGAGACAAGAGCUGCCCACCAUAGAAGACAGAGAUAAGCCCUACGUCUGUGACAUCUGUGGAAAGCGAUAUAAGAACCGCCCGGGCUUGAGUUACCAUUACACUCACACACACCUGGCUGAUGAAGAGGGUGAAGAAGACUCAGAACGACACACCCUGCCCUUCCAGCGCAAGAGUAACCACAAAC
Molecule: messenger RNA, 1067 nt
Organism: Nothobranchius furzeri (turquoise killifish)
Lineage: Eukaryota; Metazoa; Chordata; Actinopteri; Cyprinodontiformes; Nothobranchiidae
Source: RefSeq, a predicted model, not a curated record